AUGGCCAUGGAUCUGUACCUCAGCAACUGCUAUAACACUGCCCAAGCCGCCGCCGCUAAGGCGGCUGCCAGCAGCCUAACUGCCGACAGGGAGCAGUGCGACUCCGUGAGUGGCGACCAGUCGGUCCUCCUCCGGGAUCCGGGGCUGGUCUCGGAAGGGAAGGAGGGCGGGCAGACGGAAGAGGGGGAGAUCUCAGCAGAGCUUUAUCAACCUUCUUAUGACUUUAACCUGACUGAUCCUUAUUGUCAACUUUUGGAAACCAGCUAUAAAAGCCUGCACGAUCCACAUUUAAAAAUAUACUAUAGGCGAAAGGAUAUCCUGAGGAGAUUAAAGAAAGGCGGCUAUGUCACCAGCAAUAAUAAGGUUGUAUGUACCUUGAAGGAACUGAAUAAGUACAGGCAGUAUCUCACCAGUUUAAAAUUAGAUUUUGAAAUAAACUAUAUAAGAGAACAAAAAAUGAUUGAAAAACAAGUAAAUAAGUUGUAUGAAACCAAGAGAGCCUGUGACAAUUAUGACAAUACACAGUUCCAAGAUUGGCUGUUACAGGAAAGUAUACAAACAACUCCAGACCAAGAGCUGUUAAUAAAGCAGAGAUAUUUAGAUAUGAUUAGUAGGGAAUUAAACAAGCUUGAGCACAUGGCAGAAAAGCAGAACAUACUCCAGAUAAAGGAAGAAGAAAGAUGACAUUGGGACCACAUUAGAAGAAAACUUAGUCUCCGUAGACAAAUUGAAGAGGAAUGGAAAACAAAAGAAAUGUUACUUCUGACAAAGAUUGGAGAAGAAGUAAAAAGAGAAGCAAGAGUUGAGGAACAACGUAGAAAAGUCAAAGAAGCAGCUCACCAGAAGAAACAAGCACUUCUAGAGAAAAAAAUCACUUUUCAUUUACAAAAAAUGCAAAGGAAUGACCUUCAGAGAGAAGGAUCGGAGGAAAGUACAUUUGAAAACAAAAGUCAAGAUGAAACAGAAGGUGAGAGAGAGACAAUAAAAGACAAAAUAACUUCUGAAGAACUGAACAGUAUAAUUCAAAAUAUAAUGACCUGCGUUGUGGCUGCAGUGACCAGUGUAUUAUAUCCAGCCAUCACAAAAUAUGAAGAAAGGUCGUGAAAUAUUACAUACCCAAUGCCUGAUGACUCUACCCUGUCUUCUGAUAGUGAGAGUUGCUGUAGCACAUGCCGUGAAACAUUUCUAUAUGAAACAAGUAAGAUGGUUCAGGCAGAGCCCUGUGCAGAGGCAGCUGACAGGUCAAUAGGGCAACCAGUGGCACCGUCAAAAUCAUCUCCUGCCCAUAAAGAAAGAACAGAUGUAGAAAGAACGUAUCAUAGGAAAGAACACUCAGAAAAGAAACCUAAAACCCCCGAACCUAAAUAUAAUGAGAAACGAACCCCCCACAAGCUUAAAACCUGUAAAUCCAAUAGUCACCUUGUUGCACUGAUUGAAACAGGCACGAGGAAAUGUAAAGAUGCUACCACUGAAACAGAUGGCUUAGAACGCCCACUGUCUCCUGAUGAAAAAGCAAAAGCUGUAAAUGAGAUGCAGGAGUUAAAUGAUGUUUUAGUUAACUUUAAAUAUCACCUAAAAGAGGAAACUGAGUUGAUUUUAGGAAACAUUUUUCAUGAAAUGGUGUCUGAAUUAACCCAGACCAUCCCCACCCUUUCCUUUGUUACGGCCGAAGCUUUGGUUGACCAAACUGACACUGACAAAGGAGACUUGCUCUCCAGUGUUGAUAUUUCCUCAGCAGCUGCUGAAAUUAUGGAAAAUGUGCUUGAGAAGCUACAGUCUGCAGUUGAGAAAAAAUGUACCGAGGAAUUUUCACAAGAAAAUGUAUCCGUUCACUUUAAAUCAAACUUAGUUAGUGGAGAACAUGUCAUUUCUCCAAAAGAAAAAACUUCAAAAGCUUCACUGCCCUAUGCUUUGGAAAACAUGAAUGAUAUUGCAGAGAAUAUGGUUCAUGUGAUUUUAGAAAAGCUGACGGCUCUUGCAUCUUCUAAGCAAAGUGAACUUGUUCAUCUUGAAAUCACAACUGAACUGGCUUAUCAGCAACACAGGGAAGAUCCAACAUAUACAUUCCUUCAAAGAGCCAGCAAAAGGAAAUCCAGUGUUGAACCUGAUGCUGCCAAUUUGAUUGGCAAGGAAGAAAUACAAAAUUUAGUGUCAAAUAUUUUUUCCCAGCCCUCUCUGGUUGGUUAUAUAGAGGAAGCAAUCAGCACUAUACUAGGCUAUAUACAAAUUGGACUUAAUAAUGAAAGGCUCAUUGCAACUGAAGAAACAGUGAUCAUCCUUCAGCUACUUGAUGAUAUCUUGGCUCAGCUACAUCAGACACCAGUGAAAACAGAUGUCCAAAAGAGUAGACACUCCAGAAUGAGCAGUCCUUCUGGCACUGAAGAAGAGAACAGAGUCACCAGCACCAGAGUAACUAAUGCUCCUAGGUAUGGGCGCCUAUUUCCACCUAUUAAUGUUCCUGGCAUGGUCCUUUAUUCUGAAGACGAAAAUGAAGAAACAGACAAAAUUGUAGAAAAUGUAUUGAUUUCAUCUAUCAAAGAUGAAAAAGCAAAAUUACAAGAACAGGUUCCUGAUCACUGGUUAACAAAGGAAAAUGCUGGCUUUAAAUACAAAAGCAAUAUGAACUUACCUACAAAGCCUGCUUAUCAAGGCAAAGUAGCAUUUCACGAUCAGGGAUUAAAUACUGACCUUCCAACUUUUAAUAAUAAGGACCUUUUUAAGGACAAGCCUGGUGUGAAAAAAGACAUUUUACUUUUCAGCCAAGAUGAAACGUAUCAAAUACAAAAAGCUUCAGAAAAUAUAGUUAGAAGUAUUUUAGCACAGACGCUCAAAGAUAUAUCUUCUGGGCUCUCUGAACACUUAGAUUAUAAAAAUGGUAGAGAGGCUUCACUUCUUACCUCAGGAAAACCACAAGAUCUGUCACAUCAAGAAUGGAUGGACCAGAUGUUCUCUGUGUCAGAAAUCCAUACAGUAGCUCAAGAUAUUGUAGAUGCUAUAUUAAAAAUACUUCACAUGGCUUCUAGUCACAUUAUCGGAUAUUCUUCAUCAGUACAUCAAACUUCUCUAGAUAAUGCUGACAUACCAAAUAAAGAGCCAUUAGCAACAUGGUUUGAUAGUAAAAGGAAGAAAUUUUUAUCUGCACUUGGCGUAGACUCUACAAAACAUACCUGGUUAGAACCUGGAGCAAGUGGCUCGACAUCUGAACCUGUAGAUCACAUUAAUGAUAAGAUCAUUAACAUGAUUUUUAAGAAGUUGAACUCAUUUAUUUGUCCAAAAUUACAAAACUGCUUCAAACCAGAAAGCCAUGCUGCCCAUUCAAAGCCUGCGCCUGACAAGAAAUCUUUGUCUCGAUCUCACCUUAGUGUUUACACAAUUAAAGUGAUAAAAAUUGUUUUGGAUGCUAUCCAGGAAGAACUACAAUACAAUAAGAAAAAUCUAAAUCUUAGGAAGAGUAGCCCUCCCAAGAAUUUUAGAGAUAGAGGAUUUUUCACUGACACCGAAAAUGAAUUAGACUCUGUUGUCACAAAGCUAAGUAAUGACAUUAUGACAAGUUCAUUAGCAACUUGCAUUUGUGAGGUGUUAAGUGGAAACACAAAUAAAAGCAAUAUUUUACUCCCUUCAGACAAACUAAGGUCUAAAAUCUCAUAUGGAACUGGCGGCAUUGAUCAACAAAAUCUUUUGCCUUCUCAUUGCCAGCACAUGCAGGAGGAAGUUCACCAAUGUACUAGAUUGCAAGUGUUAGAUAGAAUUGGAGAUGCCUUAUAUGACAUGUUAUGCAAGCUCAUAGGAGACCAUCCACAUUCUCCCCUACCUGAUGAGCAAAAUACAGAGGGGAUCAAUAAGAAUUUGAGAACAACCAGUACAUUGCAGUCCAAUAUUAAGCUAAUUUCUCAUACAAUUCUAGAAGGUAUUGUUUCAAAAUUAUGUGGUGUUGAGAUAGAUUGCAUUUUCAAAAAUUCAGAAUUUAAAGCUAUCUCAGAGUAUAUUGACACUGACAGCCUGUCAUUUGCUUUGCUUCUUGAGGAAAUGAGCAGAGGCUCUGACAUAAUCUCCAGCAUGGUGCCCAAUGUGACCUGGCCAGGUAGCCAAGAGGUAACUAACAAAAAGGGAAAAACUACUGCCCCCAAAACAGGAACCACAAAAGAAAAGCAUCUAAAUAAACUGAAAAUCAUGGCUUCAGAUAUCCUUAAAAUGGUUUUUGCUAAAUUGGAAGGGUUUGCCAAUAGAAAUUUAGAAACUCUGGACGCUAUAAUCAGUGGAAAUAAAAAGAACAGCAGGACAUACUGGGAAAGUGAAAAUACCAACAUUUGUGCUAACACACGUGAAAAACGAUUGCAGUCGACUUUAUACAUGCAUGCAGAGAAAGUGUCAAGUACUAUUUUGAAAGCUAUUCAAACUGAAUUAAACGUGAGCUUGCCAGAUUUGGAAACAUGUAUAAGCAAGCCACUACAAGAGAAACAAACGCUUAAGAAUUUAGUCCAUUUCAUUUUGGAUGCAACUUCUCCAGAUAUGUUUAAUGAAACCGAACCAGAAGAGAGAGGCAUUGAAAAUUAUAGAUACAGGCCAACCUAUGGAAAUUUUCUUCCUGGAGGAGCUGACCCAGAGUCAUAUCUAGAAGAUCCUGCAGAAACAGAGAAAGAAAGUGCUGAAGAGGAAAGACCAACAGAAGAAGAAACUAAAUCAGAUUCUCUUAAGCAACGGGAACUCGAAAGAACAUUAAAAAAAUUUGAAGUAGAACUCAAAGAGCUACAAAAGUCCCCAGUCUCCCCAGUCGUGCCCAUUAUAAGAAAUAUUUUGAAUGAAAUUUUUCAGAAUGAUUUAAUUGAUCAACCAAAUGUGCUUCCUCUUCCCCAGUCCCAUUUAUGUGACAUUCCUCAUGCUGGUGAUGAGCCACUUGCUCAAACAUCUGUUCAAUCCCUGGAUAAAACAAUGGGCCCUUUAGUGUCUGAAGCGGAUGUAACCAUUGUUGCAGAUAAUGUUGUUAGAACCAUAUUUCAAAAACUUUAUUCUGCUGCUAUGACAGAUAGAAAUGAAAAUGAAAAUAGGUAUAAUACUAUCACCUUUCCAGCAAAUAUCUCUUUUACUGAACAUACCAGUGGAGGAAAGCCCCCUGUUUAUUCUACCAUACUGGACAGAAAUCCAUGUACACUUCAGUCCACAUUCAAUAUUGGUAAACUGACCAAAAUAAAUGUAGUUGAAGAUAUUAUACAGUCAGUAUUAACAAAUUUAGAAACAUUUGCUAGUACCAAAGUAAAAGCCCUCUUUUGUCCUCUUAUCAAUUUCACAGUUCCAAUGGCUUUACCUCUACAGCAGGAUGAGACUGCUUCAAGCCAACCAUGCUUAUCAACCAAAGAUUCAUAUUCUGAUGACCAAUUUUCUUGUUGCUCAGUGGAUCAUAAUAAAUCAGGAAAGACCACCUCAAUAUGUCAACUGAGUGCCUCUAAAUUAAAUAUAUAUGCAACAGAAGUGGCUAGACAAAUUUUACAAGGAAUCAAACGUAAGUUAGAUAAAGAAAUAAAAAGUCCAUUCUUAACUCAUAAUGUUGUGGCUUCUGAAAGCAUUCCAAGUCAGGUGGUUAACACAAUGUUAGAUACUGUGUCUACUAAAGGCAAAUAUGAAAAGAACAUAUUUGACAGAGAGACUGAUCCCGGUCGGCCAGAAGAUAUUGUUGAAAAGCUGUUCAAUAAAAGUGAUUAUCGAGAAAAACUUCAAUUUCAAAUACUAGAUACCAUUGAAGGUAUCUUAAUUGACAUCUGUGAGGGAACAAUAGAUGAGAAUAAUCUCCCACUUGCUGUAUCCACUCUUAAAUGUAAUGUAAGUGGGAGACAUUUAGAAACAAACUCUGAAAGGGACCCCGAGUAUGCAAAUAAGGCUAUUCUUAGGCUUUUAGUUCCUAAGGAGGAUGUUGCUAUGAUUUCCAACGGUAUGGUGGAUAUUGUUCUUCAAAAUCUCACUUCUGCUAUCAUGCUUGCAGUAAAUGCAAAGGAUUCUAUUUCUCCAAGACUGCCUCUGAUAUUUUCUGACGCAUUUCCCAAAGCAGAGCGUCAACAAUCUCCUGUUAUAGACUCAAUGAAUGAAAGGAAAAGGGAGAGAUUUCCAUUUGCAAGAAAGGAAAGAGAUGUACAGCUGAAAUCAGCUUAUUCUGAUGAUAAUCAGACAACUGUACUUAAGAAACAAGAUGCCAAGAAAUCUGCUGCUGAGCCAUGUGAGGAAAAUGCUCAUUUCAUUACUAAAACUAUUUUGAAUAGAUUAAAAUCUUUUGCCACAGAAAGAAUAGAUUUGCUACUUAUUCCUGAUACGGAGACUAGAGAAAAACCAUAUGUUGGACCAGAAUUUACAAACUGUAAACAAGAUGACAGCGUAUUUCUUGAAUCAAACCAAAUGCCAUUAGAUAUGAAUAUCCUGAAAAUAUCAACAGCUAAAACCGUUCUCAGUCAACAAGUCACAAAUUACAGAUUUGCUAAUUACAGAGAAAAACAUGGACCUGCAAUUCAUGUAUCACAAGCUAGUCUUAAGGAAUAUGCUGACAUAAUCGCCAGUACCAUUUUGACACUUAUAAAAAAUGACAUAUACCUAGAAAUCCAAAAGAUGUAUACAUAUCAAAAUAAUACUUCAUUCCAAGAAAACAUCAUUGCAAGUGAAACUGUCAACAACAUCUUAAAGAGUUUACAUGAUAAAAUAUCUUUAAAGGCAAGUAGCUUUUACUCAAAGCAGGACCCUGGUCUUUUUACACAACUAACUGUACAAAAUGAACUAUUGCCUGGUCAAAGAAAAAUGGAAGACAACACUGAACUGCCUCUCUUUUCAAAAUGCUCAAAUCAAAACCAAAUUAUAUCAGAAGCAGAAAACCAGAGAAGGACUUUGGAAGAAAUUAGAAAUGGAGAAUCUGGACAGGAAAAUAUAACUUCUUUGUUAAGUGUAGUUAAGGAUAUUUUAAAGAAGGUAUAUCAAAGGGUAAUGGAAGAUACAGACCAUUGGCCUCCAUUUAAUGAACUCCCCCACUUUACAUCUGAUUCUAAAGUUAAAACAUCAGCACAAAAAAAAGCCUUCCAGUCACAUAUAAACAGUGUCACAAAUGACAUAGUUGAAAGUGUUUUCAGAAAAAUGUUCUCAAUAAUUAUGACAUCUUUAUAUGAAAACAGUGAGACCAGGGGAGAAUUGGAAGCAUCUGGCAAUGAUGAACUGCUGAUGAAUCCAUCGUGCUUUAGAGAAUUGAAACAAGCAGGAAAAAGAAGUGUUCCCCCUGAACCUGUGAUACCACAAGUUUAUCCUUACACAGGUAUUGGAAGUGUCACUUCAUUGGAAAACAUUUUAUUGCAAUUUUCUCCAUUGCGACUGGGUGAACAAUUGGUCCAAAAGGUUCUCAAAAAGAUCACAGAUUUUGCUUUGCUGAAUCUAGAAGAGACUAGCCCCAAGGGCAGCCCUAAGGCAAGUUUUAAAACAAAUUUUAAAACAAAAUCAAAAGUUACCUCUUUGGCUAAAUUUGGAACAAAACCACAGCUAGGACCUAGUGGAGCUAAAGCCAAAAGAAAAACCAAGUUAGGUCUUAGAGAGAAGACUCUAAGAGGCAACCAGUCCAAGACUUCCAUUGGGCUACCAGGCCUGCUAUCCAUAGGGGAUGCCAAAAAUCCCUCAGUGAGAGCAAAACUCCCCACUGUGGAACUAAAAAUGUAUUCCAGGGAUAUAGUAAGUAAUAUUCUGGAAACAACUGUGAAUGAAUUUCAAGAGGUGAGGCAAAAUAGAGCAAUGGUAAAUGUAAACACUUUACCUUCUGAUCAAAUUGAGAUAGCAAGUGAAAUAGUUGAUGCAGUUUUGCAAGGAUUAUACGCUACGAAGAAUAAUUUGGCCCAUCCAAUAAAAGGCUCAUACUCAGAUGAUCUCAAACUUUCACAGGGAUAUUUUAGUACAAUCUCUUUUGCAAAUCCAGAAGCCCACUUCUCUUCGGAGAAUGUUUCUUCACAACUAGAAAAAAUCUUUCCUAAAGAAAAUAUUUUUAAACAAAUGUUUGAUAAAUGGCAAACAGAACCAAGUGACAUGGAUAACGAAAAAUAUAAGCUAUCGGCGAUAGCUGAGGCUGUUUUGAAUGAAAUUUCAAUGAAAGCAAAAGAAUUAGAACAAUCUGUUUCACUUUUAAGUUUGUCAGUUCUUGAGCCUUGUGAAAGCAGGCACUAUAAUUUUAAAAGAGCUGCUUCUAGAGUUGAGGAUUCCCAAACACAAAUUAAUACAUUUGGCCAGGAAAUUGUUGAAAAACUAUUCGAAAAAUUAGAGUUGUGCUUCUUGACUCAGAUGUUCACAACAGAUAGUAAAGAAACACUAGAAAGCAAGAAAGAAACUGCUGCUACAAGUAAACGUAGUUCCUUGAGAACAAACAAUCUCAAUUAUGUACCAACUUAUAACACAAAGUUGAAAGACAGAAAACUGGGGAGCUCUGGCCACCAAAUUGCUCAAGAGAUCUUGGAAGGGGUUCUGAACACCUUACAGUCAUUUGUAGACCUACAGUUUAAUGUCUCUACAUAUGCUUUUUCUGAAAUUGUGAGAACACCUAUUGAAAACUUUUUUGCUGUGUAAAGGAAACCAUUAAUGAAAACAAUAUUGCCCAAGUUACAAACACUGAAUAAAUUUCCUGAUGAAUCUAUAUCAAGUAGUAUGAUUUCCCAGGAAAACAUACAGAUUACCCUUCAACAGCUUUACUCAUUCCAUUCAGAAUUGCUUACUUAUACUGUUAAUACUGUCAAUGACAUGCUUAGUAUAAUUAAGAUAGACAAAGAAAAAUGCCAUGAGGAACCAUCUUCAAUUAGCAUGUUUGAAGAAAAUAUUGUAGCAAGUCAGAUCAUCAGCACACUGAUGGACCAGUGCACUUAUUUCUAUGAGUUGAUGAGCAAAAGCCACCCAAAGGAAAAUCUGCUCCAAGGAGCUAAAAAUGCCUGCACUGCUAACUGGUCCAGAUUUGCAACUGGAAUGGGAAUGUCCACUUCAAAGUCAAAGGGAAUUAGCUUCUGGGAUGAUCCUCCACAAAUCCCUGCCUUGUCUUAUUCAGAGGAAGAUAUGAAAAUAAAGGACAAGACUUCCUCAAAUAUACCUUCAGAUGUCAGAUACUCUGCAGGAAAUUCAACUAAAACCACAGAGCCAAUGGAAGGGCUUGAAUCAGACCUUAAACCAUCAUCUUCUAGAAGUGAAGCUCAAGUCUUCAGCCACUUUGAUCAAGCUGUGAAAGGAUACUGCUCUCUCCUCGAAGGCACUGUCUUACAAAAAUCAUCUCAGAAAUCUAGUGACUCUGCACAAGCAGCACUAGAGCACCCCAUGUCCUUCAGAGAAAUGGAAGAAGGUGAAAAUCAAAGAGUGCUUCACUAUGAUCCCCCCAAACCAGUUGUUAAUCCAAACCAAAUACAGACAACCAUUUCUCCACUCAAAAUAUGUUUAGCUGCAGAAAAUAUUGUCAAUACCAUGCUGUUGAGUUAUGGCCUUUCAAGUCAACCCCACACACUUAACGAAAGUAUGGAAACUAUGAAGCCAUUUUUUGUAUCAAAGGAAAGGCCUUUCUCUGUAAUGUGUGAAGAACAAAAGGAUGAGAAAAGCUUGCUUAAAAUAUGGGGGAAAAGAAACAGCUAUGAAAUUGAAGAAGAAAACAAAAGCUUUGUGGCAAGUGGAGAAGAUUCCACUUUACUGGAAAAGUGAAAAAAUAAGUACACAAAGUUAGAGAAAAUAGCAACUCUCGAAGAGGCUGAGGUCAUUGCUUUUGCAGAUCAGAAACUGGGACAUGAAAUCCAUCUAGCAGCAGGAUAUGUUACUAUAUCUGUGGUCACACAUUUCAAGAACUUUGAAACCAGAGUGUCUAUUAUUUCCAUGCUGUUAAGCAAAAAAUACGAAUCAAAACAGCCUCUAAGAAGCAUAAACAGUGAUUCUUCACAACUUUGUGAACAUCUCACUGAAUUGGUUAUUUCCUAUAUAAUUUCAAGCAUUUCUGAUUGCACUGAAGAUGGUGGAACAAUACAGAAGUCACUGGAAAACCAAGAUGCAACUUUUAGCAAGAUUAUUUUAGUUCAUUCCCAAGUGUUUGAGAGUCGGUCAAUUUCUAUCAGAGGACUUGCUUUAAGCAUUUCUGAAAUCAUUAUUCGAAGCCUUUUAAAUAGUGACAUUUUAAAGGCAGACGUUACACAAGUGGUUUCUGUAAAAGCAAAAUAUAUUUAUUGCCCAAAACCAGCUGUGGCUGACUUCAGCGAUCUCUUUCAGGAUCUCUUAAUAGGAGUAACCCAUGUUCUGUCCAAAGAAAUAGGAAUAAAUCAUCACCUUGACAGCAAAGGAAGAAACAAAUCACCGUCCACACCUAAAAGCCAUAGUUUGCCCAUUUGCAACAAAACCAAAACUAUGAAAAGACAGAUAGGUGCCAGAGGUUGGAAAUCAGCUCCUACUCACCAAAUUAAUCAAGUAGCACAGAAAAAUAAUUCUCUAGACAUUCUGUUUGGCAGCCUAAGAACUCAUGAAUUCAAAGAAGUAGUCAACAAAAUUUUCAAUAUUGUUUUCAAUUUGUUUUUGCCAGAUGAAUGCCCAAAUUGGGAUACAGAUUCUGGUAAAAUAGCAAGAGAAAUGUUCCUAUCUUCAAGUCAUAGAAUUCCUAGAAAUAACCUAGGGCUCUCCCCCAAAUCAGCUUUUCUUCUGAAUGUUGUGUGUGAGAAACUUAUUAGAAUACUCUUGGAAGAAUGCACAACCAACAACUUCCUUACAGAUGGUCCUCUUUCUGAUGAAAUAUCAACAGAAUGUCAACUGUUCAACAUACUUCAAAAUGUAGAGGAUUAUUGCAGGGGAACAAUGGACUAUGGCUUACCAGUUGAAGGAUAUGACAUAUCAGACCUUUUGGAAAAUCUGGCAGAAAUAGAUCAAGAAUCUAUGCUUAGUAUUAUUUCCCAUAGCUUGGUAAAAUCCUUAAUGGAAAAAUUGUCAUGCGGUAUACAGCAACCUCCCAGAAGUCUACCACUUACAAACAAGCAUUUAACAUAUAGGACAAGAGAGAGACCUCCUAGUUUCCCAAAAGCAAAAAGGCCAGAAUUAAAAGAAUCAAGACAGGGUAAAGACUCUGUGAGAUUCAUGAGUUAUGACAGCAAGCCUCUGACAGGACCAUUGAAUAAUCGUAGGGUGAUUCAUUCCAAAAUGCAAACCCCAUUUCGUAAGCAAUUUUCAGGAAAAUUCCCUUCUCUACCUCCUCUUCGAAGACCAGGUAAAAAGGAAUUGAAUGCAACAGCCUUUCUUAACAUGCGAUAUCCAGGAGGCAUGAACACAAGAGUGUACUCUGCCACAUUUCUGGAGGAAAUAAUUGCAGACAUUUUUCUUAAUCUCACCACCUCAGUGCAGGGCAAAAAUGUAAAUAUCACUGAAGCCCAGCUCAACGAGAUGAAUAUAUUAGAUGUCAACUCUGUGGUGAAUGAGUUUAAUAAUGCUCAAGUCACUGUUGAAGAAAGGAUAUGUUUUCCACCAAUCUAUAAAGAAACUGUUAGUAAGAUUGUUGACUCUGUUUAUAAUGAUGUAUUGUGGCACUAUGCAUUUCAAGUUACCUGUGGCAAUCAUCUGGCACAUGCUGCCACGUCAAUAGCAGAACAGAUAACUAAUGGCACAUUGAAAGAGAGUAUAGACUACCAACUCCCAUUGUGCUCUGUUGGAAAGCUCAUGCCUAAUUCAUAUUACCCUCUCAAAGCUGAAAAUAUACUACAGAAACUUCAAAACAACCUGAGUGAACUUAAUUACCAAGGUCAACAUUCAACAGGCUAUAGUACCAUCCUAACACACGCAUUUUUAGAAGAUGUCAUCAGAAGACUAUUAUCUCAGCUCAUUCCUCCACUCAGCGAGGCUUCAUGCUUGGGAAAGAAAUACUUAAUGACUUCGGAUUUUAAUGAGAUGGCCACCUAUAUAAUAAAUAAGGUUUUGUUAGCCAUUUCAAAGCAUAAGAUUUGGCUCACUAAAUACGAUUGUCAAUAUCUAUAUACAGAAAAAAACCUUCAAAAUAUGGUGGAGUCUGCUUAUAAUAAUAUUUUGCAGAUGUCUGGCUUGCUUGUGGCAAUACAGAAAAGUAUAGAAAGCCAAAGCCCAAUAAUGGUUGACCGAAUGGCCAGUCUUAUUAUUCAAGAGAUUAUUGAAAAUCAUCUUCAACCCUUUUUGUGUGAAGAGGGCUUACCUCAUUCAACGACUCCAUUGGAUGAAAUAUCAAAUAUGGUUAAAGAGGUUCUCAGUGAAGUCACAGGGUCACACAGACCCCAGAAGCCAUCAUCACUAGGUAUGGACUUUUAUCCUAAUGCAUUUGUAGAAGAAAUUGUUGCCAGACUAUUUUCAAAGCUCUUCGAUCCAAAAUAUAACACUGAGUGUGAUUUGGAUGAAGUGACCCAAAAAAUAGUAAACUCAAUAAACAACCAUUUUAACAAAGCUAAAAUCUGCAUUCUUCAUGAUGACCAAGAGCAGCCAUUCCCCACUGUAGAUACAGACACUGUGGAUGAACUUGUCAAUUCAGUUUACGAAAGUGUUCUGAAACAGCAUGGGCUGGCCCCUGAGGUUGAUAAUAAAGAACUCAAAGACAGUGAUAUUUUUGUGGAAAACAUUACCAAUUUAAUCAUAGCAGCCAUUUCUGAUUAUCUUUUUCACCCACUGUUUUCUGGGGAUUUGUCGGCUUCUUCCUAUGCUACUUUAACAGCAGAAAACAUUAUUCAGAACAUCUUUUGUGGCAUCACUGAACCUACCCAGCCAAGCCAGCAUUUAUCUCCAUAUAACACCUUGUUGCCAUACACAUUUUUAGAAGACAUAAUCAGAGUAUUAUUAUCUAGAAUCUUUCCUUCUUCAUCUAACAUGGUUCUAUACAGUGAAACUCCAAAAGAUAGAUCAGGAAUUCAUCACAGUGAAAUCUCUUCAAAGUUAAUCAGUGAUAUUAGGAUGAAAAUUUCCCAACAUGAAAUUCGAUUUUCAAAAGAUGAAGAUGAAACCGAAUCUGUUUAUUCAGAGGAUGAUGCUCAGCGUCUCAUUGAUUCCACAUUCAGAAAUAUCUUGCAAAACUCUGGGUCUCAAGAAGCAGUUGAGCAUGAUAACACAAGCAGUGACAAUGUUCUUAUUGAUAGAAUAGCAGGUUUUAUCAUUAAAAAUGUCUGUCAACAACAUCUUCAUCCAUUUGUGUAUGGGAAGUUGUCAUUUCCCUCAUCAUAUGCAUACUUUGAUAGUAUGAGAAGAAGGCAAUGUUUUUUUGCCAGUGUUUACUCCUCAGCCUUUUUGGAAGAUGUGAUCUCUGGGGUUUUAAGCAAAAUAUUCCACAGGGUAUUAGGUAUUGUGCAAACAAAAUCACUAAGAGAUUCAGAAAAAGAACUGUUGGAAACAGCUGAAAAACUCAUAUAUUUGAUAACGGAAGAAUUCUCAAAAGUUCAAGUUAGCAUCCUAGAAAAUGCUAAGGAACAAUUGUGCUUGCCCCUAGUAGAUAGAGACAUAGUGAUAAAAAUUAUUGACACGGCAUAUAGCAAAGUUUUACAAGAAUGUGAACUGGAACCUAAUAAAGACCUUCUCAGUGACACCAAGACACUGGCUGAGAGGGUAACUAAAAUUAUCCUGGCUGAAGUUCUUGAUUUCCGAAUUCCUCCAUAUUUCAUAGCAAAGCUGCCUCUUAAAUCAUAUUCAAAACUCAAUGCUGAUGUUUUGAUAAAGAGAGUUCAUUAUGCGAUCAGUAAAUCAAGACUCCGAAGACAGACUUGUACAAUAUAUACCACCAUAUUAUCAUAUACACAUUUGGAAAAAAUAGUCACUCGGGUUUUAUCUCAGAUAUGUCCAUUGAACUGCAGUGCAGAAGACCCAUACCUUUCGCAGUCACACUUCAGCAACACAGUUGUGAGACUGAUCGAUGAAAUCAUGUCAAUAAUUUCUAAACAUGCAAUAUGCAUUAUUAAAGAUGGAAGUGAAAAACAAAAUGUGAUUUCAGAAAAAGAUAUCCAGGCUAUGGUUGAUGCCAUUUAUAAUGACAUUUCUCAUUCAAAUCUAUACCAGUCUCUUUGAAAAGAUAAAAAAGGCAUAAGUAAUAUACCUGUUACCAAAAUAGCGAGUUAUAUAAUAAGGGAAAUAUUUAACCAUCAUCUUGAGUCAUUCUUAUCUGGAGAUAAAACUCUUCCUUCAGGUACAGUGGAUCACACUUAUCAACAGAGCGCAAUAGAUCCUAAACAAAGAGAAUUAUCUUUCAUGGUGAAUUCGGCCGUCUUUUUGGAGGAAGUAAUUUCUGAGCUUUUAUGCAAAGUCCUUUAUGUAUUCUCACAUAAUGUCCUGGCUGUCGAAAACCCAUGUAAAGCAAACGCCAAUGUUACUGAUAUUGUUACAAGAUUAGUAAAAUCAAUUGUGCUGGAGUUCACCACAUCACAAAUUUUAGUUGCAGAUCACUUGGAUGAAAAUCUGUAUUUUUCAGAAGGAUAUAAAGAAAUGGUUAAAAAAACUGUCAACAUUAUUUAUGAAAAAGUAUUAGAUGAUUAUCGAUCUCUGGUUCAUGUUUAUAGAGCUAUACAAAAUGAUGCUGAAUUUGGGGAAAAAAUGUAUUAUUUACUGUUAGGAGAAAUUUAUGAUUAUCAGGUGGAGUCAUUAGUUACAGGAGAAUUAGCAACUUCUUCCUAUUCCUCCCUCCAAGAGGAGAACAUCAUCAGAAAUGUACUUGACACCAUCAAUGAUAGCCAUGACUUGCCAUCAUGCAUCACUGUAUUGCCUCGUUCCCUUUUAGAAGAUACGAUUUACAAGCUUCUAGCACAUAUGUUCCCUUCAUCUGAGACUGAAACAGAACCAAAUGAGGAAGAGGUGCCACCAGAUUAUGAGUUUGUGAAUAGUGCUUCAAAACUAACUGAUGAUAUCAUAACAGAAAUUUCUGAACAUGAGAUUAGACUUGCCAAGGCAGAGGAGCAUGUGGAGAGUUGGCAAUUAGGGGCAAUCGAUAACUUCGUUGACUCCAUAUGUAACAAUAUUAUUUAAAAAAUUAAGUUUGAAGAUGAAGUACAGAAAGAUACAUGCAAAAGAGGAGGCUCAUUCCUCGGGAGAAUAGCUGGUUUCAUUAUGAAGGUAAUUGUGGACCACCAUCUGCACCCAUUUUUAUGUGAGGAAGAAUCAUUUCCCAGUGACUUACCCCAAAAUGACCAUGUCACUGAACUCUUGAAUCCCAUGAAAGAAAAAAUACAGUCCUUCCCACAGGUUUCUGUAUACUCUGCUGCAUGUUUGGAAGAUGUUGUAAUUGACCUUGUUCGCAAAUUUUAUACUCUACCAAGUAUUGCUGAAAAUCCUAAGGACGAAGAGAUAUCAGAAAGAGAUAUCAUGGGCCUAGCUAUAAAAUUUGCAAAUGCCCUGAUAGGGGCAUUUAGGAAAAGUGAAAUUAAAGUUCUAGCAAAUGCUGAAAAAAUGUUUCCAUUUCCACCGAUAAAGAGACAAGUCGAUAAAGUAUCUGAUUCUGUGUAUGAUGAGGUCAUAGACAUAUAUGGAUCUAAAAAUGUUCAGAAACAUGAUAGAAGUAACAUUGUUAUAGAGAUGAUUGCUGUUUUGGCCAAGAAGGCAAUCUCUGCUUUCCAGAUUCAACCACUUUUUUCGGGAAGCUGGUCUUCCACCUUCUUUUCAUUUCUAGAUGUGGAUAGCAUCAUCCAAAGAGUUCAACACCUACCAUAUAAAACCUUUACAAAGAUAAACAGAAGCUUGAAGGAGAACCCAGUUUCUUCACUAGAACAAUUAUCUACACUUAUUCCUCUAACCUCAGACCUGAAAGACAAAAUGGACACUUUGGAAAUAGAUGGAAGAGCACUUAAUGGAAAAGAGAACUUCAAAAAGGAGAAGACACCAAUGAAAACAGGCAGCAUCCAGAAGCCAGUAUGUACCAAUAUACAUAGCAUUAUGAAGAGCGAAGUAACUACCCUAGCAUCAGGGUCAGUUGGAGGUGUGCCAAAGGAAAAGAAAGAGGAUGAAAAGAAAAAGGAAAGUUCAACUGGAAAAGAUAAUGAGAAGGUAUCAAAACUCACUUCAACAACAACCAGUGUGAAAAGUAAAGAUACUCAGGGGCCAGAUUUGGGUACAGCACUUACAAAGAAUGAAAUCAAGAAGAAAGACUGUUUGGCUAGAAAAGAUGAGAAAGGGCGAGGUGAUGAGGUAUACCAAAAUCUUUCACCAGCUAUCGAUGAUACAAAAAAACAACGUGUCCUGGAACCAGAUUUUAAAAUAGAUGAUAAAAAGAAGAGUGACAAGAAAAAAGAAAGUUCAUUAGGAAAAGGGGAUAGACCUUUUGAAUUACCAUCUCUGAGAUCCAAGGUGAGAUAUAGAGAGAUCCAAAAGAAGAGAAGAGAUUCUCCAGCUUACGCAGUUACAGAUGACAAACAGAUCUUGCAUUCUAAACAUGCCCAAAACGUCACUGGAAUCAUUUACAGAAAUGUUUUAGAAAUAUCUUCUUUCCAAGGACCAGUGGAUGACUCAAAAUCCCCAAAUCCUCUAGGUGAUAAAGCAGCAUAUGUAACUCAAGCGGAUGGCAAGGAUUUUGCACAACCUGCUUCAAUGAAUUCAGCUAAACAGAAUGCUCCUGCAAAAGAGGAAGAGAAUGAGAAAAGUAAAGAUAAAGAGAUUAAAAGUACACCUAGUAAACGGGACAAUCCUCAGAACCCACCAGAAAAUAAACCCGGGAUUUUCCCUGCUAACUUUUUAGAAGAUGUUAUCUCUGAAAUAGUUAACAAAUUGAUUUUUUCUUCCUCAUCGGAUACAGAUGAUGCAUGUCAAAAUGUAAGCAAAGGUGUAAAUCAAGCUGAGCUCUAUGACACGGCUAUGAAACUGAUUGAUUCCCUGUUAAAGGAGUCUUCAGAUGCUCAAAUUAAAGUAUUAAACCCAGAUCAAGGAAGUAGGUUCCUACCAUCUGAAGAUAACAUUUCAUCAGUUCAUAAAGUACCUCUCAGGCAAAAAGAACUGUCUGUGGAAAAAAGACCUCCCAAGAAAAAGAUAAUUAUGGAUAAUAUACCACCCAUGCAUAACAUGGCACCUGCAACUAAAAUACCUUCUUCAGAUCAGGCACCUUUUAUGGCUAAAAUACCUUCUUCAGAUCAGGUACCUUUUAUGGCUAAAAUACCAUCAAUCAAUAAAAUGUUGGUCAAUAAGAUUGUUCACCCCUCUAUAUGCAAUAUUUUGCAGGAAUAUAGAUCUCAAGACUCCAUUUGCGAGGACAUAAAGAGUAAUGUUGAAAAAUUAGCAAGAAGGCUAGCUAAUGCAGUAAUAGAAGAAAUUUUUCAGCAUCAGCUCAACUUGCUACUUUAUGAUGAGACUCCAGAUUCAGUAUGUUUGCCUCUAGAAUCUAAGGAGGUUAUGAAAAAGGUCCAUAAGGUGGCCCAAACAGCCUGCAAAGAAUGUUAGACAUCAUCGCCAUAUACCAUAAUGCUGCUUUAUGAAUUUUUAGAAAGGAUAAUUUCUUCAUCAAAAAUUUUCUCAGCAGUAGCCAACGCUAAAACAGAAAUAUCUGAGGAUAAUUUGUACACAGAAUUGGAUUUCCUUCAAAUGAAAUGAGCAAGUAUAGUUAUAACAGAGAUCUCCAAAGAUGAAGAUAUGAUUAUACAGUAUGUAGAAUCUUUACAUCCUAAUGAUGAUGAAAUUAUUCAAUUAGUGGUUCAGACUAUUUAUAAUAAUCUUUUGCAACAAUUUGGAUCUCAAGAGAGCAUACAGAAGUGUGUCAGCAGUGGUUGCAAAAUCCUUUCAGAAGGCACAGUUAAUUUAGUUGUACAAGAAGUGACCAGAAAUCAGUUACAGAACUAUUUUUCUGGAGAACUAACGCCACUUCAGUGUACAGAAGUUGACAGUGUUGUUGAAAAUAUCCUUAAAGACGUUAUCCAAACCACUGAAAUUCCCCAGCCUCAGCCAUCACAGGCUUACAAACUGCCUUUUAACAUAACAGAAGAAAUUGCUAAAAAUUUUUUGUCAAAGCUUCUAUUUAAGUUUCCAAAAGCGGAUAAGGAACAAAACAAUUCUCUAAAUGCUGAAAUGCAAAAAAUAAGCUCAAAAAUCUUAAAUUCAUUCCAAGAAUAUAUCUCUAAAAGUCAGAUUACAGUAGUACCACAGGUCAAAGAAUCAUCCACUGUAUCUUUAGCAGACAGUGCGACUAUUGAAAAAGUAGUUACUUCUGUUUAUAACACUGUUUUAAAGCACUCUGGCUCCCAUAUUUCAGUGUAUAAAGAUUUAAUGGGUAAGAGCAAUGUCCUCUCUGAUAUAAUAGGAUUUUUAAUGGUGAAGGAAAUUUCCAAUUCAGAAUUUCAUUCUCAAGUAGAGGAAGAAACAUCAAGUUCAGAGUUAGCUCUGGAAGCUGUCAAAAUUAUGGAAAAGGUGGUUAAGAUUAUUGAUGAUCUUAAGUCGAAGAAAAAACCUUCAUCCAAAAGAGGUGUAUUAGAUGCCAGCUUUUUAGAGGAAACACUUGCCUUGUUCUUGGCUAAACUAGUAAAGUUGCCAAGUGCCUCAAGCAAAGAUGCUAAAAACUUAUCAAAGCCUGAGUUAAAUAAAAUUGCAUCUCAAUUGACAAAAUCCGUGACAACUGAAAUUUCCAGAAAAAACAUUAGUAUUGUAGCUGCUAAUCCUGAAGAAAAAUUUUUAAAUCCAGAAACUAUAGAAAUUAUUUCUCAGAUGGUCGAUUCUGUUUAUAAUCAUGUACUACAACAAUCUGGAACACAUGAAGAACUUUAUCAUGACAUGAAAGGUACAAACCACAUCUUUCCUAAAGAGGUGGCUUCUUUAAUAAUCAGGAAAGUUUCCAAUUGUCCAUUAGAAACAAUUAGCCCAGAAGAUUCACAUGCUAAUCUCUUUGGUGAUCUGGACGUUGGUCGAAUUGUUGAAAAGGCGCAUGAGCAUGCUGUCAAAAUGGAACCUGAGCUAGAGCAAAAAGGGUUAGAUCAAGGUUUAAGGCAAGAGGAGCUUUCAGUUAGGAUAAUUCCUCACCGUGGGAAACAACCCAUCAAUAUUGAUCCAGACAUUGUUGCAGAACACUUAGGGGUCAUUUCUAUAAAAACGCAAUCGCUUAAGAAGCUGCAGGUGGAGUGUUUAGCUAGAACUGGACACAGCAUUGAAACACUGAGAAGAGGGUCAAUAAGUGGGAAGAGUUACUCAACUGAUACACCUGAUACGAGAAAGAGAAAGAAAGAAAAACGCAUCUCUUUGGAUCAGGCGGGACGACUGAACAUAAAGCCGUUAGAGACUGCUAGUAGGAAUUCAUUUCAGAGUUUAAUAAAGCCUGACAUCACCAAAGUGGAGCUUUUAAAAGAUGUCCAAAGCAAAAAAGAUCGUAUCAUUCGGUUGAUAACUAAUGAUAUUAAUCAAGAAGUUUUACAAAAGAAAGCAGAAGAAAGCUUUACUUCUGAUGAAGAUGAAGUUGUUUUACAAGAGGUUGUAAAAGAAGAAUUUCCAGAAGGCCCACCUGAAAAUCAAAUAAAAGAAGACGUGAAGCCUACUGCCAGCACAGGGGCUUUCCCCAAGCCACUGAUGAGGAAGAGCAAUCUGAAAAAAUUUUUGUCACUCGGAAAAUGUUGUCAGCCAAAAUCCAGUGUAACUACAAUUACUGAAGCAUCACCAGCUCAACAGACAGAAUCUGAACAGACACAAAUAAGAACUGUUUCUAAAGUUGAUGUAACUACCUCAAAAUUCUCGACUGACACAAACUCUUCCUCUUGGCAGAAAAAGACACAACUGAGCGGAAUAGAAAUGAAAUCUAGCACCAAACCGACACAUUACUUCAUACAUAGAAUUAUGAGUUCAUCCUCAUAUAAUGAAGAGGAUCUGCCUUCAUUUUCUCGGUACAACUCUGAAAAGCCCAGUACUUCCAAACAGGGGUCUGAAAUGAUGAGGAAGGUAUCAUCAGCUCUCUCCAAAGUGUUUUCAAGAUCUAAUGCCAAUGUUCCCAAAUCUUCCUCACCCUAACCCCCUCACCAAGACACAAGCUGA
This is a messenger RNA of Eubalaena glacialis (North Atlantic right whale), 19923 nucleotides long. RefSeq names its product fibrous sheath-interacting protein 2-like. NCBI's taxonomy places the organism in Eukaryota, Metazoa, Chordata, Mammalia, Artiodactyla, Balaenidae. The record is from RefSeq and is a predicted model, not a curated record.